Molecule: messenger RNA, 1821 nt
Organism: Beauveria bassiana ARSEF 2860
Lineage: Eukaryota; Fungi; Ascomycota; Sordariomycetes; Hypocreales; Cordycipitaceae
Exons: 2
Coding region: 1-1821 (606 amino acids)
Biological process (GO): protein secretion
Cellular component (GO): endoplasmic reticulum membrane
Molecular function (GO): guanyl-nucleotide exchange factor activity; GTPase activator activity; protein binding
Source: RefSeq, a predicted model, not a curated record
AUGUCUCAACCGUUUCCAACGACGUAUACAAGGAGCGACUACCCGCUCUUCGCCGUCGACUUUGAUCCGGAAGAUGACUCGCGAAUCAUCGCUGGCGGCGGUGGCGGCCCAAAUCGUUCCGGCGUGCCCAACAAGCUUACCGUUUUGGAAACCUCCAACGCAGACGACUUGCGCAUCGUUGGAGAGCUCGAUUUGCCACGCGACGAAGACAGCAUCAUGUCCCUCGCCUUUACUGGACGCAAGGGAAAGACUAUAAACGUUCUUGCGGGCGUCAACUCGCACACGGAUGACAUUGCCAAGGGCGAAAAUAAGCACCUGCGCAGCAUUGCAAUCCGAGGCGCCGGUUCCGACACCAGCGUCAAGGAGGAGCACCGCCACCCGCUCAUCAUCGACUCAGCUACGGCCGUCUACCAACGGCUGCUGCGAGUCGCCGGAACCCUCGGCGCAGCGGCCUCGGCCAACGGCAAGGACCCUCAGAUUGCCCUCUUCGACGUCCCCAGCAGCAAGGGCAGCACGCUAAAACGCCGUGGGACAAUUGAGCUUCCCAGAGAAGCAGAGGACCUCGACGUCUUGCAGCUGGCGGAUGGAAGUCACCUCAUGACGUACUGCUACGGCUAUGAGCUGUUUCUGGUCAAGCUGGGCAAGGACCAAGAGGAUCCGCAGCUCAUUUAUACAAUUCCCGCCGAGGAAGCCAACCGGCCCAAGUUUCGCUUUGCUCGAUUCCUCGGGCCCGAGUUCGUACUCACUGUUGCCAAUAUCGGACGCGCCGGUGCUGUUGUCCACGGCUUCCGCUUACCAAAGGCUGGACAAGAAAAAGCACGCCUGGCCGUCUCGGCCAAGCUUGAUCGCAAGACGCAAGCCACAGCCUUUGCACUCGCAAGCCUGUCGCGUCCUACCUUCGGUCCAAAGGGAGGCAUCGAAGCCCUCGGCGACACGCAAUUCGUCAUGGCUGUUGCUCGCGGCGACGCUUCCAUUUCUCUCAUGUCGCUGACGCACGUCGCGUCGCCAGCAAUCAAUCUUCUCACCAAGCUUCACCCUCUGACGACGCUCCAGGGCGUCCACGGCAACAGCGAAAUCACGGGCAUGGCACUGUCCACCUUUAUUAUGUCUACGAAGAAGGCAGUAGCGGGAGAGACGCAGUACCUGAAGCUCGUGAGCGUCACAAUGUCGAAAUCGAUUGCGCUGCAGAGCAUCCCGCUCAAACAAUUCAUUGACACGACACCACGAAGCAAGAACGCGCCCCCCCGUCCCGUCCGCUACGUUACCAAGCUUGAUGCCAGAGCGCCCACUACAGCCAGGACUGCGAUUACGCUCUUUUCGUUUGUAGUGCUUCUGCUUGCGCUCAUUGGGCAGUCCAUUGUAGAAAUCAUGGGCAAGGGCUAUCCCAUCCUUAAUCCGCAGCGCUUCUUCCCAGGUACUUCGACGCCCGUCGCAACAGCUAUUGUUGCGCCACCCGUGGUCCAGCAGCAUGCUGCAUCUGCUGUCGCCGAGACGUUCCUGAAGGACGACCUCCUCGCCAAGAUUGUCGGCGACGGCCAGGUGCCUACAGAAGUUGUCGUUUUGUACGCCGAGACGCCUACCGCGGCCGCCGGCGAGGAGGAAAACGCCGCCGCCACGGCGGACAUUAAAGUCGCAGUCCACGACGAGAAAGCCCACGGGCCGGGCAAGUCUUGGGAAGAUUUGUCAGAGGCGGCGCAGCAGGCGUGGAAGGCUCGUCUGCGUGAUGCCGGCGCAUGGACGCAGCAAAUGGGCGAGAGUGUCUUCAAGGGCAUUCUCUUUGGCGAGAUUGGUGGCGCUAUCGGCCAUGCCAUGGCCGGGUAA